GUCGGAGGGACAGAGUUCUCCCCAGGAAUCGUGAACAUCUCCCCGGACAGUCCACUCAGCCUUCCCGCCAUUGUGGGGAUUGCCGUGGCAGGCGGGCUGCUCAUCAUCUUCAUUGUGGCCGUGCUCAUUGCUUACAAGCGCAAAUCGCGGGAAAGCGACCUCACACUCAAACGUCUCCAGAUGCAAAUGGACAACCUGGAGUCCCGAGUAGCCUUGGAGUGCAAAGAAGCUUUUGCUGAACUACAGACUGACAUCCAUGAGCUGACCAGUGACCUAGAUGGAGCAGGGAUCCCAUUUCUGGAUUACCGGACGUACACCAUGCGGGUCCUCUUCCCGGGCAUUGAAGACCAUCCUGUGCUGAGAGAUCUGGAGGUCCCUGGGUAUCGGCAGGAGCGGGUGGAGAAGGGCCUGAAGUUCUUUGCCCAGCUCAUCAACAACAAAGUCUUCCUCCUGUCCUUCAUCCGCACUCUGGAGUUCCAGCGCAGCUUCUCCAUGCGAGACCGGGGCAACGUGGCGUCCCUCAUCAUGACGGUGCUGCAGAGCAAGCUGGAGUAUGCCACCGACGUCCUCAAGCAGCUCCUGGCCGACCUCAUAGACAAAAACCUAGAGAGCAAAAAUCAUCCCAAGUUGCUACUUCGGAGGACGGAAUCUGUUGCUGAAAAGAUGCUCACCAACUGGUUCACCUUUUUGCUCUACAAAUUCCUCAAGGAAUGUGCUGGUGAGCCCCUGUUUUCCCUGUUCUGUGCCAUCAAGCAGCAGAUGGAGAAGGGGCCGAUUGAUGCCAUCACUGGAGAAGCCCGCUACUCUCUAAGCGAGGACAAGCUCAUCAGGCAGCAGAUUGACUACAAGACCCUGGUCCUGAGCUGUGUCAACCCCGAUAAUGUGAACAGCCCUGAGAUUCCAGUGAAGCUCUUGAACUGUGACACCAUCACGCAGGUCAAGGAAAAGAUUCUUGACGCCAUCUUCAAGAACGUGCCUUGUUCUCAUCGGCCCAAAGCUGCUGACAUGGAUCUAGAAUGGCGGCAGGCGAGCGGGGCCAGGAUGAUCUUACAGGACGAGGAUCUUACCACCAAGAUCGAGAAUGACUGGAAGAGACUCAACACCCUCGGCCAUUAUCAGGUGCAAGAUGGAUCUGUGGUGGCCCUGGUGUCCAAGCAAGUCACCGCUUACAACGCAGUGAAUAAUUCCACUGUUUCUAGGACAUCUGCCAGCAAGUAUGAAAACAUGAUCCGCUACACUGGCAGCCCAGACAGCUUGCGCUCCCGGGCGCCCAUGAUAACACCUGACCUGGAGAGCGGGGUGAAGAUGUGGCAUCUGGUCAAGAACCAUGAACAUGGAGAUCAGAAAGAGGGUGACCGAGGGAGCAAGAUGGUGUCAGAGAUAUAUCUGACCCGGCUGCUAGCUACCAAGGGCACUUUGCAGAAAUUUGUUGAUGACCUCUUCGAGACCAUCUUCAGCACAGCGCAUCGAGGCAGCGCCCUGCCCCUGGCCAUCAAGUACAUGUUUGAUUUCUUGGACGAGCAGGCGGACAAGCACAACAUCCAUGACCCUCACGUGCGGCACACUUGGAAAAGCAACUGUUUGCCGCUAAGGUUUUGGGUCAACAUGAUCAAAAACCCACAGUUUGUCUUCGACAUCCACAAGAACAGCAUCACGGAUGCCUGCCUGUCGGUGGUAGCGCAAACCUUCAUGGACUCCUGUUCAACCUCAGAGCACCGUUUGGGCAAAGAUUCCCCAUCAAAUAAGCUGCUUUACGCCAAGGAUAUUCCCAGCUAUAAGAACUGGGUAGAAAGGUACUACUCAGACAUUGCCAAGAUGCCAGCGAUCAGUGACCAGGACAUGAACGCUUACCUGGCUGAGCAGUCCCGCAUGCACAUGAAUGAGUUCAACACCAUGAGCGCGCUCUCUGAGAUUUAUUCCUACGUGGGCAAAUACAGCGAAGAGAUCCUCGGGGCCCUCGAUCAAGACGACCAGGCUGGCAAGCAGAAACUGGCCUACAAACUUGAACAAGUUAUAACCCUCAUGAGCAUAGACAGCUGAGAACUGCCCAACCAGGGGACUCCCUGGGAGGGAUUUGGAAACGAAACGAAACCAAGCCGUGCCUCAGUCAAGAACAUCCUCUUUACCAAGUGCAAGUUUCUGAUUGGCUGUCGAGCGGAGUCACCUGGACGAGCUCUCGGCUCGCCCUUACAACUCGCCGGCCACACCUUAUGGACGCCAAGCAACCUGAGGGACAUCUCCGCGGAGGGAAUCCUAAAGAUGGGGGGGCCCUUUCUGGUGGAGCUCCUUUGGCUCUCGGACUCCCCGUCUGCCUUCACCAAAAGCAUCCCGUCAUAUCAUCCGUUGACCGACAGAGGCAGCCCUCCUGGUUCGCCUCGAUCAUGCUGCUUUAACCGUGCUCCUGGAGCUCAGAGCCCCAGAGCAGAAACAAACUCAGUGUUAUUUAGAAGCUGCACCAAGGCAGGACCGGCUCCUUUGCCUCCAGGGAUUCUAAAAGGGUGGGAACGAACUCGGCUCUUCUUCCUACCCAGGAGUGCUGCUUGUCCUCAGUCCUCAUCCAACGGGAGAGGACCGCGUGGCUUCUGCCCCAAAGGGGCCCCCUUGCCCUGUGAAUGAACAGUGCUGUCAGCUGUUCUCCUGGCCUCGUGUGGAGAAGGAGGGGAUGAUGGAAGGAAGACCACCCUUUCCCCCUCCCAUCCCAUGUUUUCACCUAACGCCUUUCUAGCGUGCCAUUGCCAUCUUCAGUCUGUGUCCAGUGACUGUAUCAGCGAAAAAGGACCCCAGAUUCAAGCACGUACCUUUCUUCACUUACAGCCACACCUGAGUUCCUCUUAUGGUCCCUUUGGGAACACAGUUUAGAUUCUUUUAGAAACAAGGGGUGUGCGUUUAUCCGCUCUUAAACACAUCACGGCUGUACCUUGGGUGAUGAAGCAAACUGUUAACUAGAUGGGAACGGAAAGGGUUUUCAUUUGUAAGGGUUCUAAUUUCCACCACCUCUCUGGCUCGCUUGGGUAAAUGGCAGAGCACAAAAUCUAGAAGUCUUUCAUCCGGACUAGGGGUAUGCCGUUUCUUGUGUAGUGGUCCAUUUCCCCACAGAGCCCCUCGUGCUCGCCCCCCCCUUAGUACCCCCAACGCAAACACUCUGUGGCAGCUGAGGAGGUUUUAGCAUGCCGAAGGGCGUCAGAGGGUCCUCCCGCACCACAGAGUGCUGUGGGGUGGUGGAGUGUGGCAUCUCACAGGGUUCUGCUGCAGGAAGAGUGAGUGGAAGUUACGGGGAAAGUGGCACUUUUCAGCAGCUGUGGUGGCAGUUCAGACAGUGUGGCAUCAGCUGAUUUGGACAGGGCCCAGACAAGCACAAAAAAGAGGGGGCUCAAUGUGGUCUGCAGGCUGUCGGGCACCAACCCCUGAUCUAGAUGUAGGGGAGACUAAGCCCCCACAUGAGAGCCAGCUUGAUAGAGAACAAACUGGAGGGAACCGACCAAAAGAAAUCUGCUUCCUAGCCUCACUUUCCCAACUGGAAAAGCAACCAUGCUAAAAUAUAAUUGGAAAUAGAGGUUUAUUGCUUAAUCGGCAGCAGCAUCUUAGAACUACAGGGCUGGAAAGGGCCCCAUGGAUCAUAAGGGAAUCGAACACCCAACCUCUAGCUCCACAGUUAGAGACCUAAACCACUGAGCUAUCCAGCAGUUUGCUGGAUUAACAGGAGCAAGCCGGUGCUGUGCACUUCCUCCUAAAAUGGAAACUGGGGUCAGAAUAAUUUGGCAUAUCCAUUUUUUUCCUGGGGUCUCAACAUACGAACGUUUCGACUUACGAAC
Molecule: messenger RNA, 3812 nt
Organism: Pogona vitticeps (central bearded dragon)
Lineage: Eukaryota; Metazoa; Chordata; Lepidosauria; Squamata; Agamidae
Source: RefSeq, a predicted model, not a curated record